AUGGCCUUGCCCACAUUCCAGUUCCUCGCGGGACUCCUGCUACUGCUGUACCUCCUCUCCUUUGUCCUUUUCGCCUUCAUACGUGUUGUCACCGGCGUGUCCAUUCAGCGACUUGGCUAUGCUGGACUGCGGCGCAUCGCCUUCACCCCCAAGGAUGGCCUGCGCAUCGAAAUUCGCGGACUCGGCUUCUCCCUGCAUCGACCCACCUUCGCCCAGCCGACCUGGCUGAGCAUCGUCUUGACCGAACUCAAGGUCACCGUUGACCUCAAAACACUAGGAGAGAAGCCACGUAAGAAGUCUGGCUGGACACAUUGGGCGAAUGGCACGUCGCAAAGGGGGCCGAGCGGGACAGCUACACCUGAAGUGGGGAUGCGAGAUGACGACGAGACGAGCGACGAGGAACAACAGCGCACUCGGACAUGGAAGCGGCUGACGGAUGCAAAGGAGAAGAUAAAGCGCCUCCAUGGAAGGAUCAAGUGGCUGCAGCAGGUCGAUGUGGUCGCACAUGGGACGACACUGGCCAUAGUCGAUGUCGGCUCUCUGCAAAUCGGCGGCUUGAAUGUCGCUGUGGACACGAGACGCAAGACCGUGGACCGCAGCCGUCUCUUCAACCACCACAAGCCCAAGCCGGACCAGGAGCAGCGGCCUGCCGAGUGGCUUUUCUCCGCCCGCAGCAUCUUCUUCACCCCCGAGGGUCGGGAAUCAACCGAGCUACUGGAUCACUGCACCCUCAACAUACACGGCUUCCUCAAAAAGGAGCUCGAGGGCUUGCGUGAUGCCUCCAUUGCCCUCAAGUUAGGGCGUCUGAGCAUACCUUACGACGAUGUCAAGCUCUGCAUGGAGCGUGCUCAGAAUCGUGCAGCCAUAGCACGCAAGCCAUCACACUCCCGAAGCCGAUCGGACGUAUCACUUCAGGCUUUGAUAGAAGAACUCGACCAUCCAGGAAGUCGGGAGGAUAAUAUUGUUCGCACCGUGUCUGACUCUCGCGAGUUCGCCAGCUCCAUUCUGCGUGGUAUCCACGAGUUCCAAUUUGCCAUUGGCUUCCUUGGGCUCACCAAACGGAUUCAGUCGGGUCAGGAUGCAGAGCCACCGGUCUACCUCAAUGUAUCGAUGAAAGAAGUGGGCAUGGAUCUGCUUCGUCUCGACCCUCGCAGCCCUGCGCACUUGAUGUACUUUUCCCCCAAUGAUAUUGCGCACCAAGCCUUAUUAGCAGCUAUUUCUAUAUCAGUCGGCAUUGACGAUGGUCAAGGUCAUCCAGAGCGCCUCCUUUAUGUGCCCAUGGCUACCACUACACUCAAUACAACCCUGCCUUCGAAGACCAUUCACUUUUCCAACGAUAGAAACAGCGCUGACCGAAACACAAACAUUCUUUUUGCUAAUUUGGUCAUUACAUCUCCGUCGAUGGACCUUGAUCCCAAGCAUGUGCCACUCCUACUCGCCAUGCUCCAAAACCGUCAGACAGAUAGCAAGCCGAGCAAAGCCCGACACCAUAAGCGAUACCUCAUCCGUCGACUGUUGCCAAAAGCGAAUAUCAAGAUUUCCAUCCACGAGCCUGUUAUCCGCAUUACAUUACCUCCCAUGGACGCCGAGAGAAAGGAAACGGAUGAAUUCGAUUUGCUGAUCGCUGCGUCGUCGUCUUUGUCUCUUGACAUGGAGUCUUCACAUGCAGCAGAUGGGGAACUCCACUAUGCGCUCAGCUCAACCUUUCGAGCGAAUGCCCAGCAACUAUACUAUCAAACAGCGUCCAUUGAAAGGCAUAAUUUGCUGCUCACUGAUUAUCUCGAGUUCAAAGUCCAAUUAAGCGCAGCUCCGGAACCCGUGGUGGAAGUACGAGGAACGGCGCAGACCUUCUCACUGAACCUUGUCCGUCCAGAGAUUAGUGAAGGAGUUCGCCAGAUUGUCACACAAAUGCAAAAGAGUAGGAGCAAAAAGCGUGGUGUGCCAAAGAAGAAGGAGGGUAAUUUCCUGCGUAGGCUCCCGACAUGGCUUACCUACAUUCAUCUCCAAGGUUCAGACUUUGAUCUCGAGGUGGCGGGCGUGGAUCCUGCUGUUUCACAGCACAGUCGCGGGCUAGCGCUACACCUUGAGUCCAUGACGGCUGAAUACAAACAGAGUCGAGAGGAUGAGAGUGAGCAGAAGCCAAUGCGACGACGUGUGCCAAGCAGAACAAUCAACAGAGAAGAGCACCUCUUGCGAUCUUCCACUCCAUCGUCCCCCAAAUCACCCAGAAACGGGCCAGUGAACGAAGGCGAUGGUCGACGUCUUGCCAUGCACUUUCAUGGACUCGAAGCUGUCGUGAUUGAGGGUCAUGACCAAUCGGAGCAAGAACCCACGCUAUCCUUGCCGCGCAUGGAGAUUGCUCUCUCGACACUGUCAGACAAACAAGGUCCAAUAUUCCAUAUCCACUCUUUCAGCCAGAGCUUAUUCCUUCGAUACUCACUGUACCGCCAUUUCGCCCUGGGAAUGGCGAUACAAGUCCUGGCACGAUCGUUUGAUUUUCAAUUGGGACCGUCUGCACCCGUACCACCUCAAUCUCCAACCUCACCACACCACCUGUCUGUCCCGUCUCUCGAUGACGCACAUAUUGACACGCUAACUGGAUUGAAACCUGAGGUCGUCACAAUCGACGUCAAAGCACAUUUUGUGCAGAUCAAGGCCGACAUGCCUGCCGACCCGCCUCUGAUGAUUCAAAUAUACGCACUGGAGGCCGGGCGGCAUCGAUGGGCAAGUCCGUUCCUUCGUUCGAGGUUGGUGCGCUUGUAUGCCGAAAGCCCAAGCAUCAAGCGUGUCUGGUGCCGUAUUGUAAGUGUCAAGUCUCUGCGUUUGGACUAUAGGCAGUCCAAGCGGAGAUAUGGACAUACUAUCACGAAUGAGAAGUCUUUUGAUAUCGCGACAGACGCCAUCCGCAUUGCCGUGCCCCAUCAACUGGUCACGCACAAGAUCUUUGACAACAUUGCAAAUGUCACAAAGACAAUCAAGCAGGUUCGACAUCGAUACGAAACCGGGACUGACGAAUACAUCCUGGACAAGGCGCCAGAGGGUCCCAAGCAGGUUCCAAAGAUUUCACUACGAAGUCGAGCUGUGCUCUUUGAGCUGGAAGAUAAUUCUUUUGAGUGGAAGUUGGGUACAAUUUACCGGAUCGGCCUCAUGGAGCAGAAGCAGAGACUUGCGCGCGAGCACGCAUUCGAUUUGAAAGUCAAGAAGAUGCAACAGCAACAAGAUGAUCGUGGCAACUCACGCCGUGCGAGAUCUGCGCAUGGCUCUGCUUAUGAGUCUCGACUUCGCGGAAAAGCAAAGAAGAGGGAGAAGGAGCUACGGUUCCACCGCCGCAGUAAAAGCACUGAUUCCAGUGGCCUGGGUUCGCCGACCCGAGGUCGAUCAGAGCAUCCCAUGAGGUACGACAAGGACGGCUUCAGUGGUCUCAGCGGGGCCUAUCAGACGUCCAUUGAAGAAGCUCGCGAGAAGCUAAAUCGUUUGAAUGCUCAAACGUGGAAAAAGCGUAUUGAUCAUGCCAUGCAUACGCAGAACACUUCGAUCAAUGAUAUUCGCUCCAUGUUCUGGGGUCUCGACGAAUUGCCAGAUGACGUUGAGCAAAAGGAGACGAUACUGGCUAUCCCACAGCGUCCGGCGUUGAUGGCGCUUGCGGUCAGCGACUUGGACAUUGUCAUCGAUAAACCUUCGUUCCCAAUAUCGGAGUAUCCGCGAUUUCUGCAGCGGGUGGGGAAGGGCAUGCCGCUUGACACGCAGUAUGCUCUUUUGAUUCCCAUGCAUGUUCAAAUACAGAUGGGAGAGGCCAAGGUCCAGCUGCGAGACUAUCCACUACCACUCUUGCAUUUCCCAGCUAUUGGUAGUAUACAAUCAUCGCGACUACCGAGUGUGUCGAUGAGGACCGAUUUUGUCAUUGCAGAAGAGUAUAGGGACAUUGAGUCUUCGAGAAUAAGUCGGGUGGUGGUUGUACCACCCGAGCAGACCUCAUCAGGCGAGCUUACUGGCGGCUACGUGGUUGACGUCCGCCGAACGGUGGCACCUGUGAAGACGUACUCUGACAUGGCUAUUGACAUUAAUUCAGCACACCCGACCAGGAUCACAUGGGGCACAUCUUAUCAGCCCGCGAUACAAGAUAUGAUGCAGAUCAUUGAGAACUUUACAAAACCUGCGAUUGAUCCUUCGGAGCGAGUGGGUUUCUGGGACAAGAUUCGGUUGACGUUCCACUCGAGAAUCAACGUGUCGUGGAAAGGAGAUGGCGAUGUCCAUCUCAUUCUCAAAGGUUCCCGCGAUCCGUACAUGGUCACAGGCCAUGGUGCUGGAUUCGUCAUGUGCUGGCAAAACGACGUCCAGCUUAGCAUUGCAGAGGACGAUGAUCCAAAGAAUUUCAUGAUUGUGAAGAGUGGAAGCUACACGUCACCGCUCGCCCAGAAACGUCGUCUAGUGACUCUAGCCGUAGGCAGCUUGCGGCGUUUAAGAAGACGGUCAUGA
Plenodomus lingam JN3 is the source of this 4476-nucleotide messenger RNA. The record is from RefSeq and is a predicted model, not a curated record. Lineage: Eukaryota; Fungi; Ascomycota; Dothideomycetes; Pleosporales; Leptosphaeriaceae.